AUGGAAAUGGAGCCGGACGGCUCUAGUUCGAAGAAAGCGAACCCCCUGUCUGGACCCUGGCAGAGUCGGAGCGAAUCGUCCAACCGCCGCCCUGAUGAGGAUGAUGGACGCGUCGACCGCAUCAGCAACCUCCCCGACCCCAUCCUCGGCGAGAUCGUCUCGCUCCUCCGCACCAAGGAAGCCGCCCGCACCCAGAUCCUCGCGUCCCGGUGGCGCCACAUCUGGCGCUCCGCGCCUCUCAACCUCGACUGCCGUCGCCUCCCCGACGAGGAGCACGGGCUCGCCGGCGUGGCGUCGCGAAUCAUUUCCGCCCACCCGGGGCCCGGCCGCCGCUUCCGCAUCCCCGCGUAUUACCUCCAGGACCGGGCAGGAACCGUGGACGCCUGGCUCCGGUCCCCCGCCCUCGACAAGCUCCAGGAGCUUGAGUUCUGCCAUGUCUCGAACUAUCGACCACGACUGCUUCGGCCGUUGGCACCGCCACCUGCCUCCACAUUCCGUUUUUCACCCACCCUCCGUGUUGUUACCAUCGGGAGAUGCCUCCUCCCGGACAGCACCGUCCAAGGGCUUCACCUCCCCCAACUUAAGCAGCUGGCGCUUGAACGGGUGAGCAUCUCUGAGGGCACGCUCUGUAGCCUCAUUGCCAGGUGCCCCGCCUUGGAGUGCUUGCUGAUUUACUACAGCUUUGGCUUCCGAUGCGCACGGAUCAACUCCCAUAGCCUUAUAAGCAUAGGUGUGCGUCUGCGGCAUCGUUAUCUUUCUGAUCAUGAGACAGAUGAGCCGCAGUUUAGAGAACUCAUCAUCGAGAAUGCCCCUUCCCUUGAGAGGUUGCUCCGUGUCGAUAUACUUGAUGGCCUGCAUGUAUCCAUAACCUCCGCGCCUAAGCUGGAAACCUUAGGUUCCCUUCAUGGUGAGAUGUACCUCAGUUCCUCAAUUCUUCAGCGAUUGCCCAGUGAUAGCCACACGACGGUGGUUGGCGCUGUCAAGUUCUUGUAUGUCAGAAUUACUUGUCUGGAUAUAGGCACGACACUUCAGUUGUUGAGAUGUUUUCCAUGCUUGGAGAAGUUGUACAUUCAGCAGUCGAUAUCAGGGGAUCUGAAUUUGUGGAAGCGUAAACACCGGGACCUAAUCAAGUGUCUUGACCUUCGUCUGAAGAAGGUCGUUAUGCAAUAUUAUCGGGGCAUCAGGGCGCAAGUUAACUUUGCCACAUUCUUCAUACUGAACGCGAAAAUGCUGGAGUUGAUGUCAUUCAAAGUUGAUGCCGAAUAUUACUGCCGGGCCUUUUUAGCAAACAGCGCAAGAAGCUUCAGUUGGAGAAACGGGCUUCAAGAGGUGCUCGGUUUCACUUUCAAACUGAUAGACUUCUCCGCUGUUAUUCGAUGAUCAAUAAUGUCCGUGAUUUGGAUUUAAGUGAUCCGUUCGUAUGCAAGUGUUAGAACUUGGGUUUAGGUCUGUUGAGUAGUCUUUCUUGACGAUCUCAGUUUGUGUAUUGUCUGUGUUGAGAGUCGCAGAUCAUAAGCACAAAUUGGAACUUGUCUUGUCAUCGAAAUUAAUGAUGAAAAAUGGAUCGUCGCAUUAUUUUGUGCCAAAAAGAAGAAGAAGAAGCAAUUGUGUGCCGGCCUGAAUUUCUAUUACUGAAUCUCUGUCAAAUACAAUACAGUAGGACCUAAGCCUCCCAAGAUGUUACUACAUGAGGUUACCAUUACAAAUUUACAAACACAACUACGUACUCCAGCUUGUAGUUAAAUACUGUAUGAUU
Triticum dicoccoides is the source of this 1756-nucleotide messenger RNA. Its product is annotated as F-box protein At5g03100-like. Lineage: Eukaryota; Viridiplantae; Streptophyta; Magnoliopsida; Poales; Poaceae. The coding region runs from base 1 to 1380 and encodes 459 amino acids. The record is from RefSeq and is a predicted model, not a curated record. Gene Ontology annotation, molecular function: protein binding. The transcript has 4 exons.